Molecule: messenger RNA, 517 nt
Organism: Camelina sativa (false flax)
Lineage: Eukaryota; Viridiplantae; Streptophyta; Magnoliopsida; Brassicales; Brassicaceae
Source: RefSeq, a predicted model, not a curated record
CAAAAUGAUCGGAAAUAAUAAGCUUCGUAGAAAAGCGUUUUUCCAGUCUACACACAAAGUAAAAAAGAAGGUGAAUGACAUAGUUGAAGUUAGCCCCAACACGCAAAUAGCCACGGUGUGUAUCCUCGAGGACCUCGACAACGGAGAAGUAGUGAGAGACCACAAAAUUCCAAAUGUCGGUGAGAUAGUUGGACAAUACGGUUGGCAGAUGCAGCCUAUGGGACCAGUCCAUAUGGUGGAGAGGGCUCAGCAAAAUAUGAAUGCGAGCUUAGGACAAACAGACAGGGAUACACUGACGGACAUUGUUGGCAACGCCACAGAUUUCCGCAACCAGGUCAACCUUGAAAGACAGAGGCGCAACAACAACAUCUAGUUAAACUAACUGGCCUUAGGUUUAAAUAAUGUUUGGUUAUGAUGUUGUAUGUCAUUAUUAUUUUUAAUUAACUGAAUUGACCUAUGAUUUUUAAUUAACUGAAUUGCCCUAUAAAGGCAUAUAUAAGGCCCAUAAUUUCGGAUA